Molecule: messenger RNA, 1512 nt
Organism: Entamoeba histolytica HM-1:IMSS
Lineage: Eukaryota; Evosea; Mastigamoebida; Endamoebidae
Exons: 1
Coding region: 1-1512 (503 amino acids)
Source: RefSeq, a predicted model, not a curated record
AUGAUUAUUGUGUUAUUGAGUUUAAUUAAUUUAGUGUUUGGUCAAGUGACAGGUUGUAUGACAAGAUGGUAUACAGCCAUUAGUGAUAAUAUUGGAAGUUCGAAUGGAAUGGUAGCAAGUCAAGUAAUAAGAAAUCCAGAUUGCUUUAAUCAAAUAAAUGAAUAUAAAAGACUUGUUGCAGGACAUUUAACAAAUAUGGAAUGUUAUAUUUAUGAAAAGCACCUAACUAAACGAAUUUCUGAUUAUAAUUCUAGUAGAUGUGGUCAAUGUUUGGAAAUUACAGGACCUACUCAAAGACCAUUUGUAUGUAUGAUAGCAGGAACAUUUAAAACAAAACCAAACCACAAUCUAACAGAAUCUGAUUUAGAAAGAAUUGUAUUUGUAAAUGAUGAUAAUUAUAAUUAUAUUGCAACCAUUGUACAUGCAUCUGCGAACCAUGCAACUCAAGUAACUGUAAGAGCUAUUUCUUGUCCAUUUCAGUACAAUCCAUCACUUGUAAUAAUUGGUGAAGAUUUAUUAAGAAAAGAAAUGGUAAAAGUUCAAGUGAUUAAUUCUAAUACUAUUCAUAAGUAUCUCAUCUAUGAAAAUAAACAAUAUAGAAUGAAUAAUGAAGAUGGAACUUAUUCCCUUCCAUUAUUCACUAAUAAAACAAUAAAAUUAGUUUCAUGGAAUGACCGACAGAUUGUUUUUAAGAACGUUAGUACAAUAAAUAAUUCUUCAUAUUUUACUGGUGAGACACAAUUUACUGAAUUGGAUAGGUCAAAUCGUUGUAAAUUUAUACCACAAAAUCAAACAUUUGGUCCAAUAGUUUCAGCAAUGGAUAAUUCCCCAAUUAAUAGAUAUUUUACAUGGACUCCAACACUUCUUUAUUCAAAUGAAACAAAAAAAGUAUUUAACAUAUUUGGAACCAAUCAAUUAGUAUUUGAUAAUAAUUUAAAAAACGCAUUAUUUACUUUUACCUAUCCUUCUGUUAUGAAACUUACAGAAAUAUUUAAAGUAUUUGUUCUUUAUUUUAAAUUUAAUUCAAAGGAAAACAUAUUAAUUAAUUCAUUUAAACUUAUAAUUGAAGAUUUUAAUGAUAAACUUGGUAUUACUCAACAAACUAUUUGUUCAUUAGAUCAAAUGAAAAUAACAACACUUGAAAAUGAAAUGAAAAUUGAACUUUCUUUAAAUUCACAACAGUGUGAAGGAUUUGUAAGUGGUAUUCAAAUGAACAUAACAACAGGACCAACAACCAACUUAAUUUUAAAAAAAGCUCAAUUCAGUUAUCAAGACACUUAUAAUGAAGUGAAUCAAUGUGGGUUUGAAACGUUGUAUUGUAAUACAAUGGAAUGUACUCCUGAAGAAAAGUUUAGAAAAGGAUGUGAACCAAAUUGUGGGUCAUGUGUUGUUGGGUAUCAAUGCAAUUCUCUAGGAAAAUGUGUGAAAAAACAACCAAAAAAUACAAGAAAUAGUGGGAAUAUUAUACCAAUCACUAUGUCUUUAUUUAUUGUAAUAGCCUUUGUAUUCUAA